Molecule: messenger RNA, 6104 nt
Organism: Lytechinus variegatus (green sea urchin)
Lineage: Eukaryota; Metazoa; Echinodermata; Echinoidea; Temnopleuroida; Toxopneustidae
Product: pseudouridine-metabolizing bifunctional protein C1861.05-like
Exons: 17
Coding region: 103-2310 (735 amino acids)
Molecular function (GO): kinase activity; pseudouridylate synthase activity
Source: RefSeq, a predicted model, not a curated record
UCGUCUCUGAAUAGUCGCGGCCAGGCCUACGAAAAAUAAAAAGAGGAUUCCAGAUUAAAGUUUAAACUUCAUUAUCGGCACUCGAUAGCUGUGUAGGUCAUCAUGCAUCUCCUUACAAGACUCUUGGGUUGGCCAUCUAUUACAUGGAGGAGUUGGUUAAAUAUGAGGCACUCUGCUCACAUUGGGGCAUCAAAAAAGUCUAUUUCAGAUUUUCUACAGGUGCAUCCUAGUGUACAAUCAGCAUUGAAUGAAGAUGGAGCUUUAGUUGCCUUAGAGAGUACAAUCAUUACCCAUGGUAUGCCACAUCCGCAUAACCUCAGGACAGCACAGGAAGUGGAGAAACUUGUGAUACAAACUGGUGCUACUCCAGCUACAAUAGCUGUACUAGAUGGAAAGAUUUGUGUAGGCCUCACAGAUAGUCAAUUACAGGGUUUGGCUACAACUCAACAUGCUGUCAAGACAUCCAGGCGAGAUCUUGCAUGGGUAUUGAGUCAGAAAUUUUCUGGAGGAACAACUGUAUCUGGAACUAUGAUAGCAGCUCAUCUAGCUGGUAUUCCUAUUUUUGUGACCGGUGGUAUUGGAGGAGUUCAUCGAGGAGGUGAAACAAGUAUGGAUGUGAGUGCAGAUUUACAGGAGCUUGGACGUACACCUGUCACUGUCGUAUCUGCUGGCAUCAAAUCCAUUUUGGAUAUACCUCGCACCUUGGAAUAUCUGGAAACUCAAGGUGUAACAGUCGCAACGUAUGGAUCCUCAUCAGAGUUCCCAGCAUUCUUUACAAGACAUAGUGGAGUGAAGUCUCCCUGUAAUAUAGGGACAGCUCGAGAGGCUGCUGAACUCAUAGAUACGAACCUUUCCCUUGGUCUUGGAAGUGGUGUAUUGAUUGGAGUACCUAUCCCAGAGGAAUAUGCUGCUGAUGGUGAAAUGAUAGAGGGUGCCAUACAAACAGCCUUGUCAGAAGCUAAUAAUGAAGGAAUCGGAGGGAAAGAAGUAACUCCAUUUAUCUUGAGCAGAGUCAAUGCAUUAACACAAGGAAAAUCCCUUGAAGCCAAUAUUGCCCUUGUCAAAAACAAUGCAAAAGUUGGAAGCAAGAUAGCACUUGAGUUGGCUGCCAUCAGAAGAAAACGCAGAGGGAACCGGUUGUCUUCUAAUAUUCCACACAUUACAAAGAGAGACUAUUCUACUUACGCUGUCAGACACAGGAGUAGAAGAAAUGUCAGGAGACAUCUAUGUACAUCAUCUGCUAGUCCUCCUGUAGUAAUAGGAGCUAGUAUUGUAGACCAUACAGCUUCAUGUCAUGGAGGAGAGCUUGUGUAUGGAGGACAGACGAAUCGUGGUUCAUUUAGGAUUGGGUAUGGAGGUGUAGGAAGAAAUCUUGCAGAUGCCUUGACAAGACUAGGAGCCUCACCUAUUUUCCUCUCUGCCAUUGGAAAUGACUUUGCUGGCCAAGCUCUCCGCAAUAACUGCAGUCAUAUGGAUUUCAGCCGUGUGUCACUACGAGACGAUGUGAAUACAGCAAGCUACUGUGUGGUGCUGGAUAAAAAAGGAGAAGUGGUACUAGGAAUCGGUGAUAUGGAUAUCAAUGACACUAUCACACCUGAGUAUAUAUCCCAGCAUGCAUCUGUAAUCCAAGAAGCUCCUGUAGUUUGCAUGGAUGGUAACAUUCCCAGUGAAUCCAUUGAAUUCAUCUCUAGGUUGUGUGCUGAUAGCAGGGUUCCAUUAUGGUUUGAGCCAACCUGUGUAAUGAAAGCAAUGAAAGUUUGCCAGUCUGAUACCUGGAAGUCUCUUACAUACACCUCACCAAACUUCAAGGAACUUAGACAAAUGUAUGCUGCAAUAGAAGGAGAAGAAACUAUCAACUUUCAAGAUGAUCAGUCAUUCACAGAUAAAGUGAGAGAAUGUCUCCAGCUCAGUAGAGUCUUGUUACGUCACAUCUAUUGUUUGUUCAUAACGCUAGGAGAGGAUGGUAUCUUGAUAUGUCGGAAUGCCGAACCUGAUCAGAACUUUGUCAUCUCCAAACAAGGUUUACAGGACAUUGAGAUGGAUGGUAUGUUUUCAGCUAUGCACUACACAGUCUCAUCUAAUAUUGGUCAAAUCACCUCAGUAUCAGGAGCAGGAGAUUGCCUUGCAGCAGCUUCUAUCGCCAACAUGUUGAGAGGCAAUGAUCCUGAUGUCUGUCUCAGAGCAGGACUUCUCGCUGCACAGCACUCUCUCCAAUCCCAUCAUGCAGUGCCCCCAUCCAUCACUUCAGAACUUUUAUCACCUGACUUUGUAUUGGAUCAUGUGACAGUGGAUCCCAGCAGACUGCAAUGAGUUGAUAAUGGUGUCGUGUGUAAUCACAUGAUCUUCAAUGUUAACAGAGUCCAUUGAGUGUAAUGCAUCACCUUACUACUAGUAUUACCUUGGUGAAUUGAGUGACCAAACAACUGACUUCUGUCUGGAUGAUGUUUCUUUAUGGAUGGAUCAGAGUUGUUUUUUGUUUUCUUGCUUCAUGACACAUCAUUAAUUACUGUACAUGUACUGAAACUGAUUUUUCUCAAUGUAUCGAAUGGUGCAUAUUUCAUGAAACAAAUAUUAAGUGAUAUUCACUGGCAACUGUUAUAAGCUACUGAAACCAUUGCAUCUUAUUGGCUCAGAACAAAUUAGUCAGUGAAAAUAACUGAUUAUUGCUUCAAGAAACACUACCCUGGAUGGACUAAGAAUCAUGUGACUGACCAUAUUUGAAGCUAGUCAAUCUGUAAAUGUGAAAAUCUUCAGCUUACUUCCUGAAAACCAUGACAUUGAAAUUCAUCUGACUUCAGCAAACAAACAUGUACCUUUUUGGUUGUAGGCAAGUUGCUUUAUUUGAAUAAUAACAACAUUCUCAGUAUCUAAAAAAUAUAGAGUCCUUGUCUAAAAAACAAUAUUGAAAAAUUCCUAAAUUAUGCAAAUAAAAUGAAGUAUAACUCGAAUUCUACCAAUAAUAAAAUGCUAGUCAAAGAGGGUUGGCAUCUCCCAGGUGCUAAGGCAGUGCUUCACACAAAAGAAUUUCAGAGUGAUUUAAAAUCCAAAUGACCUAUUUCCCUUCAUGGCUAUGAAAUAGGAGGAUGAAGAAGGCAUAUAUCCUUCUAGGUAAAUAGAGCAAAGCAAUCAAAGAACAGGUAUUAUAAGGUUAUCAAUCUGAACCAAUCAAAUAUCAUAAGCAUCCAUGAAGGAACAGCAGUUAUAUUCAAACAAUUUCAGAUCAGUUAAAUUCAAACAAUAUUAAAAUCAUUCAGACCUGUUCCAUUCAAACAAUCAUUUAGAUCAGUAACAUUCAAACAAUAAUCAUUCAAAUCAGUUACAAUCAAACAAUCAUUCAGAUAAGUUGCAUUCAAACAAUAAAGUCUAAAUCCUUUUUACCUUUAACUAUUUCUUAUGAGAUUUGUGUUUAUGUACACAUAUGGCAAUAAACUUUUAAACACACUCCAUUGUAGUUUUGGGGGUUUGAGAAUUCUAUAAAGCUCUAGAUUUUUUUUUGGGGGGGGGAUGGGGAGAGAUUGCCCCACCUUUCACUCAACUUGGGGCACAGUGGCAUAAGCAGCAGCAUUAGAAAGGGGACUGUAUUUCUCCAUACUUUUGGAAAGGGUCUCUUUCUGGGGAAGAAGGGUCACCUGCCUUGUAGAGUUGCAUAGCCAGAUCAUCUGAGAUGGGAGGUGACAAAUUGCUCUAUUCAUCAUAAAUACUACUGAACUUCACAUAGUCCAGUAAUGCACUCCCCCCUAUUGGGACGGGGAGGAAAUAAAUGAUGCUAAAGGAUCAUAAUAAUCAUUUCCUACACAGUAGGCUCAGCCCCUCCAAAAUUUCACUCUGAUAAUCAGCGAAUAAGCUGACGAUUUCAUUGAUGCAUGCAUCUGAAGCCCUGGUUACAACCGUAGGUGUUGCCAUUGUGUACCCUUGCACAACGGAGGUUGGCUAGCAUGAGUAGCACUAGUUGUAAAGCGAGACACUGUCUCUGUAAGCCGCCUCUGCCUGAGUUUUUUUCCUGCUUGUUAGAAAUUUCAGACUAAGACAUUCUGCAUUGAGCACUGCCGACACACACUGAAAAAUGAAUGCCUAAGCCAUAUGGGGAAAUAGCUUAUUUGAAUUUUAAAUCACUUUGAAAUUCUCUUUUGUGAAGCACCGCCUUUGUGUCUGAAAUAUUCUAACCCUCUGAAGAAUCGUAUAAAAUGUUAAUAUUACAGAAUUUAUAUUUGAAUCCCUUAUAAUUCUGUCAUUUGAUUUAAUUUCUGACACAAACCCAAGUAAUUUUCCAAGACAAUCAUACCUCAGAAUCUUUACAUGAAAAACUUAGAAGAAACUUAAAAGUAUUUUGAAAUACUGUAAUAAUGAUAACAUCAAAUAAGUAGAUGUAAUGUUAUACCAGUAAUAGAAUUGUUGGAUAAGCAAACUUUGUGAGCCAGUGUCCCAAAUACAAAAAAAAGAUAGAAUGGGUGAUUUCUAUUAUGGUGUUGAAAUCUGGUGCUGGAUUUGUAACAGCACCAGCCACAACACCGUACUUGAAAUGAGGCUGGUGUUGGGAUUGACCUUGGAAAAUAUGACAUAUUUCCGGCAGUUCAUGUUGAAGGAUGGUGUUCAAUGUCGUCUGCUGAACCCAGGACUGCGUUGACGAUCUAUGUGCAAUUUCCCCAUUCAGCACCACUAACCCCCAGGGAUUGGGAAAAUCGUGAUUUCAAGUUCGGUGUUGGUGGUAAUGAACUGUUACCUCACGAAUAGGCGGCAAACACGAUGAAACAUCCCCGUAAAAUUAUCUCUUACAGUUAAGAUUAGUGCAAAUGAUUAGAGUUUUAUACAUUUUACAGAAAAAAUUUGAUUCUUGCAGUAAUUAUAAUUUUAUUGCAAUUUCUUUUCGUCUUGUGUAAGUUGAGGUGAUCAGCAGCGCAGAGGCGUGACGUCAUAGGCUAUUGAUAAUGCGAUCAGUAUUGCUCCUCUGAACUCAGCUCGGUGUUGGAGCUUGGUUCAGCAGCCUUUUCACGCUCUCAACACCGAACGCCGUACUUGAAAUCACCCAAUAUAUUGAUAAUUGAUAGUGGUAGAAGUAGGAAGCAAUGAAAGGCAAAGAGCACUCCGUACCUUAAAUCACAGCUAGUGCAUUCCUUUUCUACCAAAACGUCUGCAAAACAUAAUUACAUUUUAUACAGGAUUUUCAAGUUUUCUGUGUGUAGAAAUCUCUUGUGAAAACUGAUUUUGAAAUCUUUUUGGCUUUAGCUCAAGCUGCUGCUUCUGCACUCUGCAUUCAAGAAAUUAUUUGAGAUGUAUCACCAAUUUCACAUGAUGAAAUUUUGUUAAGUACUUUAAUUCCACAAUUGAUUGAUUUAUUAUUAAUACAAUAUACUGUUUAUGGAAAUAACAUGUUAUUUCAAAUUUCCAUCUUUUGAGGAAAGCCAUAUUUUACUUGAUAGUAAUAGUAACUAUAAUGAUAAUUAUAAUGCAACUUAUACAGUGCCAAAUCCUCUCUGUAUAGCAUUUGAGAUGCUUUCCUCCAUGUAAGUAUUCAAUUUGGUAUUCACUCUGUACGCAUACUUUCAUCAUUAUAAUUACAUGUUUAAACUUUAAAGUAUUUAUUUCCUAGGCUAAUUUCUUGGUGCUGUUUUAGGUUAGAUGUUUUAUAUAGUUAGGUAUUAUAUUGGUAGGAAACAACCGUCAUUGUGUUUGGUUUAUCAUGACAGCACCUAACAAGCUGCAAAAAAAACUAUGAAUCCAGUGACUGGGUAAUAAUAAUUUUGAAGUGCUUUGAGCAGUCGUAGAUUGUUAAAGUGGUAUAUAAAAAGCCAAUUAUUAUUAUUAUUAUAAUAUAAAAUAUACUUGAUCAAGAGCAUAAAAAACUAAUAAUUUCAUUUUUAACCUGUUACUAGUCUUAUGCUUGAAUGAGCUUAAUUGAUUGUGGUUCUAAUUUAAGCAAAUCUUACAUGUAGUUACUCUUUUGUAUGCAUCCAGUCCAGUGAUUUUCUCAAAGUGCAUUAAUUAUGAAAUCAUUUUUUUUUUACCAGAGUUCAAUACAGUGUGUGUAUUUUUUUAUUAUAGUAUUAGAUAUGUAUCACCAAUACCAUUCCAAAUUAUUUUCCUAAUAAAGUAUAUGAAUUAUGGAA